AUGCCUCUUGGCAUCUACCUCGAUACACCACAAGGCCGCAAACCAGCCACAUUACCAACACAUUUUAGUUUACAUGAUUUUCGAAAUUUAAUACAAAAAAAAGUUGGUAAUCCCGAACAUUAUAAUUAUUCACUAGGUGAUAUUAUUUUUCGUACAUGGAAUGAAGAAACUUUUAAUCGUCAACGGAGUGCUAUUCGUGAUGGUAUGACACUUAUUAUACAAUAUCCACCUGUUAGUUCAGAAGAAUCGUCUGAAGAUGUUCCCACUUGGAGACGAGCAUCGGUCGGCUUAUGUCUUGAUGGAGUCUGUUUAAAUAUCAAAUGUCAAGCGUUUGAACAUAAAGUUAUUAUGAAUCAAAACAUUGGCCAAGUCAAUGUUAUAACAAAUUCUACUGUGAUGAGUUCGCAAUGCCCUUUAUGUGCAACAACUAUUCAGCCAACCACAUGUGCAUUUAAUCAAUGUCAAUGGCGACUAAUAGGCGUAAAACAAGACGAUUUAACUACAUCGUCUUCUUCGUCUACUAUAACUACGGAAUGGCACGAUUCAACACAUGAAUAUCAUCGAUGGGCAGAUAGUUUCACAUCAUGGUCACAACUGACUAUUGAAACUAAGCAAUAG
Messenger RNA from Rotaria socialis, 618 nucleotides. The record is from the annotation of a GenBank genome assembly. NCBI's taxonomy places the organism in Eukaryota, Metazoa, Rotifera, Eurotatoria, Philodinida, Philodinidae.